AAGAAGAAGAAGAAAGGCACGAGGGCGGAAGGGGUAAAACUUUUAUUAUUUUUUUCUUAUUCUCUUCUGGGACUGAAGUGAAGGGCAGGCCGCUGCGCCAGCGCGGAGAGAGCCGAGCGCGACACCAGCCCGCUGCGCGCGGAGGAGCUGGGCCCCGGAGGCCCGAAGGGGCUCCCGGCAUGUGGGACCCCCAGGACUUUGAGCGCCACUGGCAGGCCGAGUUCCCUGGGGAGGAGGCGCCCGUCAUGCGGCUGGACUCGGUGCUGGACAUGGAGCGCGAGCUGGAGCGCAGCAAACUCAACCUGAAGUGGCUGCAACAGGUGCUGGCUGAGGAAAAUUUCAAAGUCGUCUACCUGCAGGCGGCCCUGGAGAAGCGGGACCUCGGCUGCGGACGCCUGGAGGGCGGAGACGGGGACAGCAGGGGGGCCUCGGCUGAGGAGCCGGCCGGGCCGGAGAGGGAGCCGGCGCCGCUCGAGGAGGAGGGCGCAGCGGGCGGCGGCGGAGACCCCCCGGGCCCCUCGCUUCCCUCCAAGGAGGUGGCCGCGAAGGCCGAGAGUCCCCCCUACCUGUGCCGGGACCUUCCCACCUGGCCCAGGGCGGCGGGGGCUGGGGGCGCGGUUCGCAGCUUGACCGCCGCCAUCCACCAGCAGCUACUGCAUCCUCGCCUCCUCUUCAGGCCGCGGGAGGACUCCACGCCCCCCGGCCACGAUGGCACAGUUCCCAGCGCCCCGGGAGAGGAGCGGUCCGCCCGGACCCGCGCGGGGCGGGGCUCGGAGGAGGACGAGCCGGACGCCUCGGGCGCGGACGAUGGGGGCGACAACAGUGACCACGACUUCGAGAUGGUGGAUUUGAACGAGAAACUCACCCUCAGCCAGUUGCUCGUGACCCCUUGCCGGCCCGGGACCUGCGAUGAGGCGGAAAAGCCAGCGCGGGCGUACAGUUCCCAUCGCUGGAUGCACCUGAUCCUCGGGAGCCGGCGGCAGCCGCGCGGGAGCCGCGACUUGGAGCAGCUAGAGGCAGAGGCCAAGGACGGGCGGGGCUCGCCCCCGGCGGCAGAGGAGCUCCCCCAGCGUAGGGCUCGCGAGCCCCUCCCCCCGUGGCGGCGCAAGAGGUUCCUGGGGCUGCCCGAGCGGGACUCGCCCAGUCACAGCUCUCCCGAGAGGGGCAGUGACUGCAGCCACAACAGCUCCGACCACGAGGAUGGCUCCUUUGCAGACUUCAGCUACGGGGCAGACGACUACGACGGAGAGGGGAAUGAAGAGCAGAAGGGGCCCCCGGAGGGCUCGGAGACCAUGCCGUACAUCGAUGAGUCGCCCACCAUGUCGCCCCAGCUCAGUGCCCGGAACCAGGGCGGCGGGGACAGCAUCUCCCCCACCCCACCUGAGGGGCUGGCAGCUGGGGUGGAAGCAGGGAAAGGCCUGGAGAUGAGGAAGCUGGUUCUCUCAGGGUUCCUGGCCAGCGAAGAGAUCUAUAUCAACCAGCUGGAAGCUCUGUUGCUGCCCAUGAAACCCCUGAAGGCCACUGCCACCACCUCCCAGCCCGUGCUCACCAUCCAACAGAUCGAGACCAUCUUCUACAAGAUCCAGGACAUUUAUGAGAUCCACAAGGAGUUCUAUGACAACCUCUGCCCCAAGGUGCAGCAGUGGGACAGCCAGGUCACCAUGGGCCACCUCUUCCAGAAGCUGGCCAGCCAGCUUGGCGUGUACAAAGCGUUUGUGGAUAACUAUAAAGUCGCUCUGGAGACAGCUGAGAAGUGCAGCCAGUCCAACAACCAAUUCCAGAAGAUCUCCGAGGAACUGAAAGUGAAAGGUCCCAAGGACUCCAAGGACAGCCACACAUCAGUCACUAUGGAAGCUCUGCUCUACAAGCCCAUUGACCGAGUAACCAGGAGCACCCUUGUCCUACACGACCUGCUGAAACACACACCUGUGGACCACCCAGACUACCCGCUGCUACAGGAUGCCCUCCGCAUCUCCCAGAACUUCCUGUCCAGCAUCAAUGAGGACAUUGACCCCCGCCGGACUGCAGUCACAACCCCCAAGGGGGAGACGCGGCAGCUGGUGAAGGACGGCUUCCUGGUGGAAGUGUCAGAGGGCUCCCGGAAGCUGCGGCAUGUCUUCCUCUUCACAGACGUCCUACUGUGUGCCAAGCUAAAGAAGACAUCAGCGGGGAAGCACCAGCAAUAUGACUGCAAAUGGUACAUCCCCCUGGCUGACCUAGUGUUUCCAUCCCCUGAGGAGUCUGAGGCCAGUCCCCAGGUGCACCCCUUCCCAGACCAUGAGCUGGAGGACAUGAAAAUGAAGAUCUCUGCCCUUAAGAGUGAAAUCCAGAAGGAGAAAGCCAACAAAGGACAGAGCCGGGCCAUCGAGCGCCUGAAAAAGAAGAUGUUUGAGAAUGAGUUCUUGCUGCUGCUCAAUUCCCCCACAAUCCCAUUUCGGAUCCACAAUCGGAAUGGAAAGAGCUACCUGUUCCUACUGUCCUCAGACUAUGAGAGGUCAGAGUGGAGAGAAGCAAUUCAGAAACUACAGAAGAAAGAUCUCCAGGCCUUUGUCCUGAGCUCAGUGGAGCUCCAGGUGCUCACGGGAUCCUGUUUCAAACUUAGGACUGUACACAACAUUCCUGUCACCAGCAAUAAAGACGACGACGAGUCUCCAGGACUCUAUGGCUUCCUCCAUGUCAUCGUCCACUCUGCCAAGGGGUUUAAACAGUCAGCCAACCUGUACUGUACCCUGGAGGUGGAUUCCUUUGGCUACUUUGUGAGCAAAGCCAAAACCAGGGUGUUCCGGGAUACAACAGAGCCCAAGUGGGACGAGGAGUUCGAGAUUGAGCUGGAGGGGUCUCAGUCCCUGAGGAUCCUGUGCUACGAGAAGUGCUAUGACAAGACCAAGGUCAACAAGGACAACAACGAGAUCGUGGACAAGAUCAUGGGCAAAGGGCAGAUCCAGCUGGAUCCACAAACUGUAGAAACGAAGAACUGGCACACAGAUGUGAUUGAGAUGAAUGGGAUCAAAGUGGAAUUCUCCAUGAAAUUCACCAGCCGAGACAUGAGCCUGAAGAGGACCCCGUCCAAAAAGCAGACCGGCGUCUUCGGUGUGAAGAUCAGCGUGGUGACCAAGCGGGAGCGCUCCAAGGUGCCCUACAUCGUCCGGCAGUGCGUGGAGGAGGUGGAGAAGAGGGGCAUCGAGGAGGUUGGCAUCUACCGGAUAUCAGGCGUGGCCACGGACAUCCAGGCGCUGAAGGCCGUCUUUGAUGCCAAUAACAAGGACAUCCUGCUCAUGCUGAGUGACAUGGACAUCAACGCCAUCGCUGGCACCCUCAAGCUAUACUUCCGGGAGCUGCCCGAGCCCCUCCUCACAGAUCGACUUUACCCAGCCUUCAUGGAGGGCAUCGCCCUGUCAGACCCUGCUGCCAAGGAAAACUGCAUGAUGCACCUGCUCCGCUCCCUGCCAGACCCCAACCUCAUCACCUUCCUCUUCCUGCUGGAACACUUGAAAAGGGUUGCUGAGAAGGAGCCCGUCAACAAGAUGUCCCUUCACAACCUGGCUACUGUGUUUGGCCCCACGUUACUGAGACCCUCAGAAGUGGAGAGCAAAGCACACCUCACGUCGGCUGCCGACAUCUGGUCCCACGAUGUCAUGGCACAGGUCCAGGUCCUCCUCUACUACCUGCAGCACCCCCCCAUUUCCUUCGCAGAACUGAAGCGGAACACACUGUACUUCUCCACCGAUGUGUAGCCCGAGGUGGGAGCGUCUGGCGGGGGGUGGCCCGAGCCAACCUCUCCAGCCGGGGACCCAACCCAGACUUGAAGGACUACAAUAGAGAACUCCCAAACCCAGCGCUCCAGACUCCAAGGGACACAGAUUUCCAAGAACUGGAAGACGUGCAUCUUUUGUGCCACCUUGUACAAAGCCAGCUGACCCGGCCCCAGCCUUGCUGCGCACCCCGGGCUCUGCCCCUCUGUUCCUCUAGUUGUGUCUAAUGCUCCGUGCUGUUUGGGAAUUGUUUUACGUCUACUUGUCAUGCAGGAAAGGUAGUGACCGACCCGGUGCGGGCACACAGACAGCCUGCUUUGUUCUUUCAUUUCCUCCAACACUUUCUUUCCUCCUGAGUCCGGUCCAAGGGCUUUUAUUUUGCGCUCUGUGACUGCUGCCAGCUUCUCCUCUCUUGGCCCUGCCCCCAGAUUGCAGUCUCCUGGCAGCCUCCCCUCGGUCUUCCUCCACCCUCUCCUCCCUCCCAGCCUGCCUGCAUGCAUGUGCAGCCUUGGUUUUUGAUCCCGCGCCUCGAAGGCUCUGAGGCGGCCCUGGGCGGCGGUGGCAGCGGUGGCCCGUGCCGUGCUGCCGCCUGCUGCCCCCGGCCUCUCCUUGCCCUCUGCCUGCGGAAGCGCACCUGCUUGCCUUGCCGCCUGUGCAAAUGUUGGACAAGGAGACAGACUCACACUAAUCCUCAGCUUAGCACAGGCUGGAGAGCGGAUUUCUGGGAUUUUUCCACCUGAGAAUCUCCAUUUCUGGGUUUAUCUGUUCUGUCUCCAGUACCAGUGAGGCAUCUUUGACUGUUUCUUCUGCUUUUCAGUUCCUUUUCCCUUGGUGUUCUAUUUCCUUUGAGUAUAAAGACUCACAAGUGACCUGCUAUCAAGGUAGCCAGAAGGUCAGGAAAGAAUUGCGGGAGGUGGGAGGGUCAGGCCGCCGAGGAAAAAGGAAAGGUGGGACAUUGAGAGGAGCGCCAGGGAGCGCUGGGUGUCCUGGGCUGGGGGGAAAGAGGCUCUCGGCAGCAAGCAGUUGUGGUGGCUUUUCUCGUGGAGCUGGGCUUCUGGGAGGGCAGCUACUACGGCUGAAGCAGGUGUCCAGAAACAGGCAGGUUCUGUCCAGGAGGGCUAGUCCUUCCCGGUGCCUCCCGUACCUCAUGGCACCUUUGCCUUAGGGUUUACACUUUCUCCACAGCCAAGCACUGCCAGGGGCAGCCCCCACGGCCACGUGUGCUCCAGGCCCUGGGAAAGGCAGGCACGGUCCAGCUAGCCAGCCGUCAUGGUGCUGCCUUCCACCCCCGGCUUCUAGACGCAGCCUUGCGGGUGAACGCGGGGAAACUCCCGGAGCUGGGGAAAAAUGAGUCACAGGUACCUGCCUCUCUCGGGACUGGGUUUUGCAGGGGACCCUCGCUGUGGACGCUGUGCUCCAGGGUAGGGGAUCAGCAGGUUCCGAUCCCAACACCGAGGCCCGCUGCUCAGCACUGGAAAGGAGUGAGAAGUACCCCCAAAGUGCAAUUUCUUCCCACCUGAGCAGCGGCCGCCGGCCUCUGGCAGUUAGCCUGGGAGGGCAGACACUCCAGGGCUGCAGAUUGGAGCUGCAGUACACGGCUCCCUGGCUCUCCUGUGUGGCAUAGGCUAGAUUCUAGGCCCUCAGGAUUGGAGAGAAGAGCUCCCCUAGCUUGAGCUCAGAGCUGUUUUAAAGAAGGGUUUAGGGCCCUAAAGCCGUAGCACUUGCUCAGUGAGAGGAAGGGCCCUUUCUCACCUUGUUUACACCUGUUGCCCAAUCAUGGGCAGAACGGUACACAUUCUGUGCACCUCGGAGGAAAGAGAUGCCUAAGAGGAGGGAAAUACUGACCCCCUAGCUGCCUGCUAGCAGCUUAGCAAGGAGCCCCGCUCCCUGAGACGGCAUAGAGAAAGAAGGCCGCUUGGGUCUAAAGAUCCCCAGUGUCUGAUCGUCCCUGGAGUCUGCUCGGCACUCAGGAGCUGGUAUGUGGCAUGGAAGGCUCUUGCUUCCACAGCCAUUGACUGGAAUGAACUGGAGGCCCAGCUAGAGCUAUUUACGGCCCCAAAUGGGUGCCUCCCACCUCCCCAAAACAAGGGAGGUUUGCUUCUCAGCAUCAGGUAGCUACUGCAGCCCCCCAGCCUUACUUAGGCAAUGAGAAUGGGAGGAAGGCCGGAAGGGCUGAGAAAUGCAAAAGGCUCAGAAUAUUUAUAAAUUCCACCCCCAAGAGUGGGGAGGGGCGGGUACCAGACCUGGACUGAGCUGCACCAAGGAAACAGCCCAUGGGUUCUCCUACGAGACAGGGACUGUGCAGCCCAGAAGCCCCAGCUACUGUGCCCAGCAGGGCAGGCUGUGCCAACAGAGGCCCAUCAGACAGGCUACAGGAAUCCUGCAUGCCUGUCCUUGCUGGCAACGGCUGUGGGCUGCCAGUGUUUGCUGAUACAGGUAGGAUGGGACACUUCAUUAAUAUUUGACUUUAAUAAGUUGGUAAGGAUAUAUUUUUCUUUGGUCUAUGUUCUGUUUCAACUUACGUAGAUUAUAAAUUGAUGUAAACCACGUGAGAGGAAAAUGUUAAUAAAAAAAUGCAAAGCCCCAACAUUUGCACACAA
This is a messenger RNA of Mesoplodon densirostris (Blainville's beaked whale), 6352 nucleotides long. It is a transcript of the gene ABR, whose product is annotated as ABR activator of RhoGEF and GTPase. Gene Ontology annotation, molecular function: GTPase activator activity; guanyl-nucleotide exchange factor activity; protein serine/threonine kinase activity. Bases 180 to 3734 code for a protein of 1184 amino acids. Gene Ontology annotation, cellular component: membrane. The transcript has 23 exons. Gene Ontology annotation, biological process: protein phosphorylation; positive regulation of GTPase activity; intracellular signal transduction. Lineage: Eukaryota; Metazoa; Chordata; Mammalia; Artiodactyla; Ziphiidae. The record is from RefSeq and is a predicted model, not a curated record.